UUUAUGGCAAUAGCACUUGUAGCCCACAGAAAGGGGUAGGAUUUAAACCAUUUACCUGUUGAGUUGAGCUCCAUUUGUUUUCCUGGCAAUUAAGAUACUAGACAGGAUGUUGCUUUCCACUUUUCCAGGCCCGUCUUCAUAAUACAAUAUUACUAUUCAAGUUUGUUCAAUUAAACGCAGUAUACUUCUAAUUUUCUGCAGUUGCUCAAAUAUUAUAUUUCCCCCCUUUUUGUGCAUUAACAGCUGGUAUGGUGAGGCUGCAAUUGUCCCCCCCCCCAAAUAUGGAAUGUAUUUUAUCUCCUGUUAUGGCUGCUAGAAGACAUACUUUAGAAUAUGACAGCUCUAUAAUACUUGAUGGAUGUUUUCUAUUUCAGAAUCCAACAGUUUCAGUGAACUUUAUAGGGCAUACACCAGAUCUCUUUCAGUCCUCUAGUUUUGGAAUUUUGAUUUGGAAGUCUGCUUAUAUUAGCCUAUGUGUUUCUCUAUUUAGAACUACUUUCAGUAUGAAAGACUUUUAAUGCUACUCGUAAGUGGCAUAAAUUGACUAAAACACUUCUAAAUGGGGGAGAUUUGAAUGAGUUUAAAUGUGUGCUUAAUUUUUUUCUGUGCAAUCAACAUGGCUUAAACUUUAUUCAUAGUGGCUGACUGGUGCUCAGUGUACUCUGUUCCAAAUAACAUGCAGUCACAAUCAAUUUGUGUUUGGUUUGAGUCUCGAGUAAUGGUGCAUCCGAAGGAAUGUUUUUCCAGCAUGUACAGCAUGUAAGAGGAAAAAACCUGAGGUCUGCAAGAAGACUUGACUGAUUAUUGAUUUAUUAUUUAAUUUACAGGGGAUGGAGAGGAAGACUGUUCAAUAUGUAGAGUCCCCCCCCCCUCCAACCCCCCCCCCCCGCAAGGACUCUUGAAUUUCAGAGUCUUCCUUCUAGCAUUGCUCUACAACCAGCUCUUCUUAAGGAUUAAUACAGGGUUGCGACCCUUCAGAAGGUGUUGAACUGCUAUUCCCAUUGUCCUUCACUAUUAGCCAUGCUGGCAAGGUCUGAUGUGGUUUGAUAUUUAACUAUUUUUAGAGGACCACAAGUUCCCUGAUCUGGACAUAACAGGUAUGUCUAUACUAGAGGGGGAGAAAUCCAUUACAUUAGCUAGUAGAACAUUCUCAAACCUCUAGAGAAUCUUUUCACUAUGCCCUUGAUUGCUUCAGAAAUCCUGCCCUUCUGCCACAGAAUGUCUUACUGUUACAGAGGUUUAUUGACUAACAAUCUCAGUUUUGUUUGUCAUCCUCAUAUAGCUAAAAUGGUGUGAUACUGACUGGUGAAUGGGGAAAGGGGAAAGAGUCUGGGAAAAGGGACAGAGAAGAGGCAGAAGUACUCAACAACCGGUUACAAGUCAUGCUUGUCAUCUAAGAUGCACAUUCCAAAGACAACCGAAUUCUGUCUAGGAUUGUUGUACCUCGAUUUUCAAUGCCCUUAUGAUUGUUCAAAUCAAGAGAUUACAUCCAAACCUUCUGUAUACGAGACAGGAAAUAAAGGUUUAUUUUCUUGGCACCCUGUCUUCAUGUCAAUAGCAUUCUGUCUCUGCCUGACUGAAGCCAUCCUGAUCUUUUCACCAGACAGCUCAUUCUUCUUCUGUCCUUCCUCUCACAAAGUGAAAAUGCUACUGCACUGGACUUCACAGAUACUGGCACUUGUAGCUACCAUACUGGGCUUAAUCUUCAUUGUAUCCAGCAAGAACCGUAGUGAGCUCCCACACUUUGUCUCCUGGCAUAGUAUAGUGGGUCUCCUGACCUUUGUAUUUGCUUGUGGGCAGGUCCUGUGUGGACUUUGCCUGUGUUUUCCACAGCUGCUGAAGAUCUCAUCUAUGGCUUGGCUCCAGCGGUACCACACUAUGCAUGGAUUGAUAGUUUACCUGCUUGCCACAUUCACUGUGGUACUAGCCAUCUGCUCUGACUGGUUUCAAGCUCAGAUUAAAGGGCUGGUUUGGUAUGUCUGCAUUGGGCUGCCCUUCUGUCCAGCCUUGGUGAUCAUGAGCCAGGUUGCUAGAACUCAUUUGCCAAAGAAAAGACAAUAUGUCUAAAUCUCAGGAGGACUCUUGGGAAGCAAGAUUUCAUCCACUCCCCCCCCCUUACCCCCCUUUAUUCUGAUGUUUUUAUUUUGUGGAAAUAUGGA
This is a messenger RNA of Sceloporus undulatus (fence lizard), 2159 nucleotides long. RefSeq names its product probable transmembrane reductase CYB561D1. NCBI's taxonomy places the organism in Eukaryota, Metazoa, Chordata, Lepidosauria, Squamata, Phrynosomatidae. The record is from RefSeq and is a predicted model, not a curated record. Bases 1399 to 2067 code for a protein of 222 amino acids. The transcript is spliced from 3 exons. Gene Ontology annotation, molecular function: transmembrane monodehydroascorbate reductase activity.